CGCAUGUCCAACUGUCGCCAUUUUGCCUUGUAGUUUUGUGUCGGGUCUCGUUCUCCUGGUGGGGGAGACACGGGGAGGCCAGCCUGGCACGUCAUUCCGGGGGUGCACAGAGAGUCACAUUGAGACUGGAGCCGACAUGGCCAACAUCGCGGCACAGAGAAUCAAAAGGGAGUUCAAGGAGGUGCUGAAAAGCGAGGAGACUAGCAAAAACCAAAUCAAAGUAGAUCUAGUAGAUGAGAAUUUCUCAGAGCUUCGGGGAGAAAUAGCUGGCCCACCAGACACACCAUAUGAAGGUGGACGGUAUCAGUUAGAAAUCAAAAUUCCUGAAACAUACCCAUUUAACCCACCUAAGGUGCGGUUUAUUACCAAAAUCUGGCAUCCAAAUAUUAGUUCAGUCACAGGAGCUAUAUGUUUGGACAUAUUGAAAGACCAAUGGGCUGCUGCUAUGACCUUAAGAACAGUGUUGUUAUCGUUGCAAGCUCUUUUGGCUGCAGCAGAACCAGAUGAUCCACAGGAUGCAGUUGUUGCAAAUCAGUACAAACAAAAUCCAGAAAUGUUCAGACAGACAGCUCGGCUGUGGGCACACGUGUACGCAGGAGCAGCAGUCACUAGUCCAGAAUACACAAAAAAAAUAGAGAACCUUUGUGCCAUGGGCUUUGAUAGGAAUGCAGUAAUAGCAGCUUUGUCAUCGAAAGCAUGGGAUGUAGAAACUGCAACAGAAUUACUUCUGAGUAACUGAACUGAGCUACUCUGGUCCCUGCUCGCCCCUUCCCAACCAGCACGUCAUCUGUUAUUUUUAGGAUUCUGCAUAGGUUCUGUUACAAAAAAUGGCACUCCUACUUGACAAUGCUACUUAGUGUUGAAGACUGAUGGAAAAGAAAAUUUUGCUCUGUAAAUAAAGCUAAUUAAACGUGUAAAUUAAACAACAACAAAACUGGGGAAGGGUAUGACUUACAUUUUUUUCAUAAUGUAAAAAAAAAAAAGAAAAAAAAAGAAAACCUUUGACCUGAAAUAAUGGAAAAAUAUAUAUAUUGGUGUUUUACAGUGUGACCAAGAAUGGCAGGAGAUUUUUUUUUUAAUUUAAGUUACUAAUUCCUUUGCUAUUUGAGAAACCCCAGAAGUAAAGGAGCUUCAGUUUUGGAGUCAUAGCCAUCAUUAUGCCAGCCAUUGUCUACCUUUUAAUGUUUUUACCAACCAUCCUUUGUGCCUGUGAAUUUGCAUGCAUGUACACUAAUGAAUCUGGUCUGGGUGCAUAAACAGGUUAUCAGCAAUAUGUUCUGUAGAUAUGAGUUCCUAUAAAUGUUUCUUUUUGGGUGUUUUACACAUACUGGGCUCCAUGAACACACAGUUCAUAUAUGUGCUGUUAUCUGAAGGAAAAUCUGUCAAACUUUAGAUGUACUGAAUGUAGUUUAAUUGAGAAGUGAGCCAAUUCUGAAAAUUCCAAGCACUAUAUAAAGUGAAAAACUGGCAACCUACAUUACUUACAUUCACAGGUGCCACUAAUGAAAGGUUUUUGGUGAGAUCAUUUAAAGUGAGCACAAAUUCCUGUCAUUCUUUAUACAUAACCGUAUCUAUUAAAGUUUAAACAAAUGUCCAAUAAAAUUGAUACCAUCUUUUGUAGUUUUAAAAAAAAAAUAAUAACUUUUGUCCACAGAUUUUAUUUUGUGAGGGAAACCUCCCCCCUACAGUAGUUUAUAUAAUUGCUCACUCAUUUCAUCAGUUUUCUUGAAGUGGCUCACCAGUAUCUUUUUUUUUUUUUUCCUUUUUAAAUUAAAGCUUCUGCCAUGUAUUUUUUUCCAUUACAUUUUGUAGGUAUUUUUCAUUUGCAUUAGCCCAGCUGUCAGUUUUAAAAGAAGCCAAUUUAAUAAUAAUUUACAUAAAUUAAAUGUGGUACAUUCCACGCCAUCUGACAGGGUUUGGUAUGUUUGGAAAUAGUGCAACAAAUAAAAUUGAAAAUGGAAAAAAAAA
Messenger RNA from Bombina bombina (fire-bellied toad), 1968 nucleotides. RefSeq names its product ubiquitin conjugating enzyme E2 K (gene UBE2K). The record is from RefSeq and is a predicted model, not a curated record. Gene Ontology annotation, molecular function: ubiquitin conjugating enzyme activity; protein binding. Gene Ontology annotation, cellular component: nucleus. The transcript is spliced from 7 exons. Lineage: Eukaryota; Metazoa; Chordata; Amphibia; Anura; Bombinatoridae. Gene Ontology annotation, biological process: protein polyubiquitination; proteasome-mediated ubiquitin-dependent protein catabolic process. The coding region runs from base 137 to 739 and encodes 200 amino acids.